AUGAAGACUCGCCUGACGUACAUCCACGAAGGCGACAGCGACUUCGACCCCAGCCAGACCACCGUGAACCAGACGGCGCUCUCCAUCCGGGCCUUGAAAGCAGCUAAGCAGGAGAGGAUCUUGUUCGACUACACCGAGCUCCCUCAUGAGCAGCAGGGUCUCUCCAGGACUGCAUGUCGUCUUUACGCCCGCCAGCAGCGGUUCAUCUGGACAUGGACUGCUGCUUACAUCAAUCUUUUUGUUUAUAGUGAAUCUCUAUGCCGUCUGCUACAGAAAAGCUUCAGCAGUCAGAUUGAUUGUACCAUUUCACCGUUAUCAUCUUCCCCGUCCUCAUUCAUACCAACCACCGAUCCCUACGCACGGCUAAAACUCCAAACACUGCUUCCAUCCUUACACCAACUUAUUACCUACCUCGAUCGAUACAUUUGCCAGGAAAAUGCCGAAUGCCACAACCGCAUUGCUUCGAUCUCCUCGGCUUCUUCACUGGAUAUAGACUACAAUGACUCCACGGCUCAUCUUAUGGUGGCUGCAUACUGGCCAGACGCUCCCGAAAAGACUGGCUGGUCAGAAGUAAUCAAUGAGCCUAAAUACGACGGAGACCGAGUUGAAAUUGGAAUCUUAGCGGAGCAGACUCCCCUGAAACCAGAGGAAGUGAGAGUGGGUGGGAUGUUGGCCGAUAUAGGCCGAAAAGCAGAGCUAACUCCCACUCUAUUCAGCUUCGGUUCGCGACACCAUCCUAUCCAAACUACAUACCGCACCCAAUUCACAUCUCCAACCGGUCUCCACCCUACUCUCCAGCUCUCCCUAAAGAAAUCCUCCCUGUACCCGCCUACAAAACUACCGCCCGACACAACCUGCUCUUUAUACACAUACCUCACCCUCCCAUCGACAAUAUUCGCCGAUAAAUACCAACUCUCCACCCAAGACCCCCUCUUCCUCCAAUCCCACAACCUUGUUUCCCUACACAGCAUCCAAGGCGAAACCGACCUCGAAGCACCAAACUGGAUAACGCAACAAUGGGGAUCCAACCUGCUCCUAGAACUAGCCACGCCUUCACUGGAAGCUGCAUCAGAAUACCCUCUGACGAAUGAUGAAUGGAAUAUAACCGUCCCUCUGCACCUGCGGUACCUACACCCUUCCCCGUCAGGGUACCGCGACAUAUCCGUCCCCUGGCCCGUGGUUUUCUGGGCCUGUGCCAACGACGACGGAAACGCAGACGAUAAGCAGAAAAUUAACCCGUUUGAUCGUGUGAGUUUGGGAUGGGAGUCGAGUUUCCCUGCUCGGACGACAUAUUAUCAUCUCCAGCCUGAGCCGGAGCCAGCGUCAAACCUGCUCGUUGAGACGAUUAGCGUUCCAGUAUUGAAUAUGAGCCGUGAUACGCAACGGAUGGAAAUACAGGUUGGAACUGCUAUGAUUAUCAUCGGCGGUUUCAUGUGGAUAUUGUGGAAACUGGGACUAAUAACGAACUCACCGGCUCCCGUACAAGCAACGGAUGAGCCAGAGGAGAGUAGGAAGGAUCAAUGA
Trichophyton benhamiae CBS 112371 is the source of this 1524-nucleotide messenger RNA. RefSeq lists its product as uncharacterized. Gene Ontology annotation, cellular component: endoplasmic reticulum membrane; glycosylphosphatidylinositol-mannosyltransferase I complex. The transcript has 5 exons. Gene Ontology annotation, molecular function: mannosyltransferase activity. Bases 1 to 1524 code for a protein of 507 amino acids. NCBI's taxonomy places the organism in Eukaryota, Fungi, Ascomycota, Eurotiomycetes, Onygenales, Arthrodermataceae. Gene Ontology annotation, biological process: protein processing; GPI anchor biosynthetic process. The record is from RefSeq and is a predicted model, not a curated record.